GUAACAUUUGGACGCAGGCCCCCCCGACAUGGACUCAAGCUCCUACACUGGUUCUCCACCGAGGCCGUGGAGUUUAAUUAUGACGGAGAGAUGGAGUUGCAGUGCGACCCAGACAAUGGGGAUUACGGAUUCCAUCACUACGGAAACUUCGAGGAUCUCCUCCCUCGGGGUGAGACAUACUUUGAAGUGGGAAACCUGAACUCGUUGUACCACCAUGGAGCCCAGGACCUGCCCGCCUAUGUGAGAGAGGCCUAUGGCAGCCAGAAAAACUGCUACGAACGAAACAAGGACCGCAUCAUUAUCAGCCUGGACAGAGCAUCGAGACUGAUAGGGGAAGUCUACAUCACAGAGCACAGAUUCGGUCUGAGCGACUUCAGUGAGGAAGGAACCUUUUUCCUCAGCCCUGACAUCAUCAGGGAAGCAGGGGACAUGCAGCUGAUGGACUUCCUGACAUGCGCUGGAUUCCUUUUCCCUGUGAAUCUGGGGGUGGACCUUCGGGAAAGUUCCUUUUCGUCCGACAGCUCCCUCGACAGCGAUGAGACUGAUGAUGAGGGGCAGGAUGACAGCUGUGGAUCUGAAGAGUGGGAAGGGCCAGAUAGCAAUGCAUCCUCAGGGUGGGGGGUGUCUAUCAGAUGGGCACCCAGCCCUGGAGAGGUGUGUUCUAGUCCACCUGCAAAUACAAACUGCAUGAACCCCCCUGACCACCUGCUGGUUCAAAACACACUCUCCCACGAAUUGCCCGGGGCUCAGCGGGAAGUUCAGAAACAGCCAUCUUUCCAGGAUUCUAAAGCUGAUCCAACAUUAGUGGAACUACUCCCUUGCAAACAGUUUAUUGCUGAUUCAAAUGUAAACCAGCCUGGUUCUGGGCCCACACCUUUGAACCAACUACUCUUUCAGCAGUCUGAUCUUCAGAACCACCCAUCUCGCCCACUGCUUUAUUCAGACGUAAAGCCUCAGAACAAAAACUUUUUUCUGCAUCCUGACCCUGAUACUAAACCACCAAACCAAAUGUCUUACCAGGAACCUGCUAGUGAUCCAAAACUACAGAGUCAGCCCCCUUACCAAAAUGAUGGUUUUGAUUCAAAAUGUGAAAACCACCUCUUCAGCACGCUGCCUGUGCCUCACCCAGAACCUCAGAACACAGGAUACCAGCAAGAUUCUGCAACCGGUGUUGGAAUUCCCCAUGGUCCAGACCACAAACAGGAGAUUAUGGACGAUGCAGUAGUGAUGAACUAUUUCAUCAAUCAAGAGGAUGUUGUACCUCUUGUCGUAAUUGUGAUGGUUGUUAUAAUACUGCUAGUUUUUUCGUUCAUAACCCUUGCAAGUUCACUGAGUAUACUGAGACUUAAUACUGAAUAUACUAUAUCCCAUGUUCGGUUAUCCUGA
Molecule: messenger RNA, 1386 nt
Organism: Anguilla anguilla (European eel)
Lineage: Eukaryota; Metazoa; Chordata; Actinopteri; Anguilliformes; Anguillidae
Exons: 2
Coding region: 91-1386 (431 amino acids)
Source: RefSeq, a predicted model, not a curated record